AUGAUUGCGGUGGAUGGAGGCGAUUAUAACAGAGGUCCCGGGGACUCAACGAGAGGGCCAUCGUUGACAAAUAUUCCCCUUGCGAUCAUCCAGGCGGAGCUGGAACGGCGAGGAUAUGUUGGCACUAGAGCGGACAACGACGUCGCAGACGGAGACACAUCAACCGGCUCAAAAUGUGGUAGUGGUGUGAGGACCGGGUCAUAUAACACGCCGCUACACGUUGCAGCAUUGAUACUGAUCUUGGUGGUCAGUACAUUCGCAUGCUCAUUCCCAAUUAUCGCCCGUCGUUUCCCGCACCUCCCCAUCCCCAGGCACUUCCUCUUCUUAUCUAGACAUUUCGGCACUGGAGUUCUGAUUGCUACCGCCUUCAUCCACCUCCUCCCAACCGCUUUCAUGUCCUUAACUCAUCCAUGUCUACCCAGCUUCUGGAACAAGGGCUACCCAGCAACUGCUGGUCUAGUCGCGAUGGUUGCAGUCAUGAUCGUUGUAACUAUCGAAAUGUUGUUCGCCAUCAGAGGCGCGAAACAUGUUCAUGGGAGUGAAUAUGAUACGCUGAUUGACGAGGGGGCCCCAAAUCAUGAGACUGGUGCAACGCCUCUAAUAAACGGUGAUAGCCGCGUAGGGGUUCGAUUAGGCAAAGUCCGCGAUACACACCAUUCACCCCCCGAUUCUCCACCAAAAUCUGGCUCCCCGUCGCAUGGCUUGGGUGUGGAGGAAGGGAGUACCCCUCUGCUCCCCAAGCCCCAAGACGGAGACGACGAAAAUCUCGAUCUCGAAGAACUAGACCCGUACCCCGACAGCUCCUCCAACUACGACGACACCCGCGCUCACCAUUACUCCAACCACAAUAACCGCUAUCAGCACCACCAUCACCUCUCUUCCCAAGGCGUCAGUGCUUCCCAAAACCCGCAAAAGCAACUUCUCCAGUGCCUCCUCCUCGAAGCAGGCAUCCUCUUCCACAGCGUCUUCAUAGGUAUGGCCCUCAGCGUCGCCACAGGAACCUCCUUCGUCGUCCUCCUCGUCGCCAUCUCCUUCCACCAAACCUUCGAAGGCUUCGCUCUGGGCGCGCGCAUCUCCUCUCUGAUCCCCACCCUUUUCUCCGCCUCGUCUCCCAAACCGUGGCUUAUGGCACUUGCCUACGGUGCUACUACACCCCUUGGCCAGGCGAUUGGCCUGGGUUUGCAUAACCUGUACGAUCCAGCCAGCACGACAGGCUUGCUGAUGGUGGGGAUGACAAAUGCGUUUAGUAGUGGGUUGUUGCUGUUUGCGGGACUGGUGGAGUUGUUGGCGGAGGAUUUUUUGAGUGAUAGGAGUUACGAGACGUUGAAGGGGAAAAGUCGGGUUGAGGCGUGCAUUGCCGUUGCAGCUGGGAUGAUACUUAUGGCGCUUGUGGGGGCAUUUGCCUGA
This is a messenger RNA of Paracoccidioides brasiliensis Pb18, 1407 nucleotides long. RefSeq lists its product as uncharacterized. Gene Ontology annotation, cellular component: plasma membrane. Gene Ontology annotation, molecular function: zinc ion transmembrane transporter activity. Bases 1 to 1407 code for a protein of 468 amino acids. Gene Ontology annotation, biological process: zinc ion transmembrane transport. The transcript has 3 exons. The record is from RefSeq and is a predicted model, not a curated record.